AUGGCCUCUGAAAGCGAUCAGACCUAUGAUUACAUUGUGUGCGGUGGUGGUACCUCCGGAUGUGUAGUCGCCGGUCGGUUAGCCGAGAAUUCGGAGAUCAAGGUUCUUCUACUCGAGGCUGGACAGCAUAAUAAGGACUUGGAGAAUGUGCAUAUGGCUGGAGGAUGGUCAAAUAACUUCGAUGCAGAGACUGAUUGGAACUUUGUUACCCCGCCUAUGGCAGGUGUUGACAAUCGUCAGGUCAAAUUGAGUCGAGGCCGAUUCCUCGGUGGUUGUAGUGGGUGCAAUGGCACGCUGUGUAUUCGUGGCUGCAAACAGGAUUACGAUGAUUGGGAAUUGGAAGGGUGGAGCGGCGAGGAGUUUUUCAACUAUAUGAAGAAGGCCGAGACCUUCCAUUCCAAGCCCUGGUUCAAAGCUGAUAACGAAAGCCAUGGCUAUUCAGGGCCGCUGCACACGGAGCCUCACGACCUAGCGCCAAUCUCAAACCUGCUGCUCGACUCUUUCGUUUCGGAGGGCUUGCCACUGAAUCACGACAUGUUCAGCACUGGCGAUGUGCCCCACGGUUGUGGCCAUGCGCCUCGUACAGUCUACAGUGGCGUUCGGACAACGGGUGCUGAUUUCGUGACCAACAAGAACAGCCGUGGAAAUAUUACCAUUCAGACAGACACAACAGUGGAUAAAGUGAUCUUUACACAGAAGGGGGACCAGCUUCGUGCUUCGGGUGUUGCUGCGAAGACGUCCGAUGGUGGUUCAAAGAUCUACCAUGCGCGAAAGGAGAUCGUCAUCUCGGGAGGAGCAUACUGCAGCCCAGCAAUUCUUCUUCGAUCAGGUAUCGGACCCAAGGAAGAGUUGGCUAAGCACAAUAUCCCAUGCACAGUCAGUGCGCCUGGAGUCGGUCAAAACCUCAUGGACCACCUGAUCGUCUUCAUGUUCUACGAAACCGAAAAAGCCGGCCUCACAACCGACUACCACGUCUACCACGACGGCAACUUCAACAAAACAUACGCAGAAUGGAAAGAGAAAAAGACCGGUUUCCUCUCAACCUUCCCAUUCGGUGCCUUCGCCUUCGCCAGACUAGACGACCGCCUAAAAGACGAGCCACUCUGGAAGAACGCACCUCGUCAAAUCGGCCGAGAUCCGAUGGGCCUAAGUCCCAAACAACCCAAUAUCGAAUUCUUCACGGCAGAGUGCUACGGCGGACCGAAGCAAUACAAUCAAUUCCCCAUCGACCAUAAGCACGCUUUCUCGAUGAUCGCGGAGCUAUUCGCACCCAAGUCGCGCGGCUCUGUUACUUUGAAAUCGGCAAAUCCGAUGGAGAAUCCUAUCGUGGAUUGCAAUUAUCUUGCGGACCCUCUGGAUGUCUUGGUUCUCAGUGAGGCUUGUCGAUUUGGCAAUGAGAUUGUUAUGAAUGGAGCUGGUACCAAGGACAUUGUGAAGGGAUCUUGGCCUUCGAAUUUGUCGCACCAUACUUACAAGACGAGGGAGGAAUGGAUUCCGUAUGUCAAGGAACAUGCUACUACUUGUUACCACGCAGCAGGGACAUGCGCAAUGGGCAAGAAUGAUGACCCCAUGGCUGUUCUGGACGAGAAACUCCGGGUUCGUGGUGUGGUUGGCUUGCGCGUGGCGGAUUGCAGUGUUAUGCCAGCUUUACAUGGAGGACACACUCAGAUGCCUGCGUACGGUAUCGGUGAGAAAUGUGCCGAUCUGAUCAAGGAGACGUGGUGA
Messenger RNA from Penicillium subrubescens, 1725 nucleotides. Its product is annotated as GMC family oxidoreductase. The record is from RefSeq and is a predicted model, not a curated record. Bases 1 to 1725 code for a protein of 574 amino acids. Gene Ontology annotation, molecular function: flavin adenine dinucleotide binding; oxidoreductase activity, acting on CH-OH group of donors. Lineage: Eukaryota; Fungi; Ascomycota; Eurotiomycetes; Eurotiales; Aspergillaceae. The transcript is spliced from 6 exons.